Messenger RNA from Hordeum vulgare subsp. vulgare (domesticated barley), 2379 nucleotides. RefSeq names its product wall-associated receptor kinase 3-like. The record is from RefSeq and is a predicted model, not a curated record. The transcript is spliced from 2 exons. The coding region runs from base 24 to 2216 and encodes 730 amino acids. Gene Ontology annotation, cellular component: plasma membrane. Gene Ontology annotation, biological process: protein phosphorylation; cell surface receptor signaling pathway. Lineage: Eukaryota; Viridiplantae; Streptophyta; Magnoliopsida; Poales; Poaceae. Gene Ontology annotation, molecular function: ATP binding; polysaccharide binding; protein serine/threonine kinase activity.
GGUGCAGUACAUCAUGCGGAGACAUGGACGUGCCGCACCCAUUCGGAAUUGGCCCGGUUGGUUGCUACUGGCCAGGGUUCGAGCUCACCUGCGAUCGCAGCAGCAACCCGCCACGGCUGUUCCUCGACAGCGAGGGCGACCUCCUUUCCGUCCAGGAGAUCUCCCUACGAAACAACACAGUGCGCGUCCUCGUCGACGGUGCGACCAAACUGUUGACCAGUAUGUUUUUCCGUUCUGACGGAAGUUUGGACAGUGUCUUCAGGGGUAGUGGAGACACGCCCUAUUCACUUUUAGCCAACAGCAACGAGCUCAUCCUCAUAGGGUGCAACGUUCAGGCGUUUCUGCUUGACAUCGAUGGCCAGGCCACCAUCACCGGUUGCACCUCCUUCUGCCCCGUCACCAGAUCAACCGGCAAUACCUACGCCUCGAGGCAGGUACCGUCUGGCGGCAGCGACAGGUACUGCUAUGGCAUUGGCUGCUGCCAGGCUCGCAUCUCCCUGUCCCCUAACAACAUGCCCGUAUCGUGGGAGAUCAGCAUAAUCGACGAGAACCAGGUAACGCAGGGCAAGAAUUCAUCGCCUCCGGUCAUGCUGAUCGCGGCGGAGGGGUGGUUUGACCAGCGGCAGGUCUCCGACAUGCUGGCCCGAGACUUUCAGCACCACCGUAGCGUAUCCAGAUCUGAAUUGCACGUUCCCGUUAUUUUACAAUGGGAGGUCGUGCAAGGGUUGCCGGAUCAGCCGGCUGACGCCAAGUCGCAGCAUCUGACGACGACGAUUUGUCCGGCGGAGGUAGCCAAAGCUGUCUGUAAGAGCAAGCACAGUGAUUGCAAACGUGGGAGCAGAGGCUAUUUGUGCCAGUGCAGCAAUGGCUACGACGGCAACCCCUACGACCAACACGGAUGCAAAGGUAACACAUAUUCUCCAUCUUGUACUAUCUCAUGUAUAUGCAUCAGGCGAAUUUACCGUUUUUGUUUCUUCCUCCCAGGUGGCCUGAUGUCCUUGAAUACAGGCAUAUACAUUAUUGUGGGAGUUGCUAUUGGGGCUGCCGUCAUAUUUUCGUUCUUCAUUGCAUUCUUCAUUUCAAAAAAGAUUAAGCACCGGCGGGCACAAAUGUUGAAGCGGCAUUUCUUCUUGAAGAAUCGUGGACAGGUGUUGCAACAGUUGGUAUCUCAAAGAGCCGAUAUCGCGGAAAGAAUGGUUAUCACCUUGGAAGAGAUUGAGAAGGCCACAAACAAUUUUGAUAAAACACGUGAGCUUGGUGGCGGAGGGCAUGGCGUGGUUUACAAAGGGAUCUUAUCGGACCUUCAUGUUGUUGCCAUCAAGAAACCAAAGAGAGUGGUUCAAAAGGAGAUUGAUGAGUUUAUUAAUGAGGUUGCCAUCCUAUCACAGAUCAACCAUAGAAAUGUAGUAAAACUAUAUGGUUGCUGCCUUGAAACCGAAGUUCCCUUGUUGGUUUAUGAGUUCAUAUCCAAUGGUACACUUUAUGAGCAUCUUCACGUUGAGGGGCCAAGAUCUUUGUCAUUGGAUGAUAGGUUGCGGAUAGCAACUGAAACAGCUAAAUCUCUAGCAUAUCUUCACUCGACGGCUUCAAUACCUAUCAUCCACAGAGAUAUCAAGUCUGCUAACAUACUUCUGGAUGAUACUCUAAUGGCAAAGGUGGCUGAUUUUGGUGCUUCAAGAUACAUUCCCAUGGAUAGGUCAGGCGUAACAACAAUGGUGCAAGGUACAAUCGGAUAUUUGGACCCCAUGUACUUUUACACACAAAGGCUCACGGAGAAGAGCGAUGUUUAUAGUUUUGGUGUCAUUCUUAUAGAACUGUGGACCAGAAAGAAGCCAUUUGCGUACAUUUCGACGGACGGUGAAGGCCUCGUUGCACAUUUUUCUGCUUUGUUCGCUGAAGGCAAUUUGUCACAAAUACUAGACCAACAAGUUAUUGAUGAAGGAGGCAAAGAAGUGGAAGAAGUCGCCGCCCUUGCUAAGGCAUGUGUACAAUUAAGAGGAGAGGAUCGUCCGACCAUGAGACAAGUAGAGUUGACAUUGGAAGGCCUUCCAGUAUACAGAAAGUACAUGGUAGAUAGCGUGUCGGCCCAGGAAUUUGAGAGGAAUGGUAUUCUGAUAAAUGGCCCUUGGGUUGGAGAUGAAAGAAGUAGUGAAGAAUCGUCAAGACAAUAUAGCAUGGAAGAAGAGUACAUGUUAUCCUCAAGGUAUCCUCGAUAGCUCUGCAUAUGUACGAAUACAACGCAGACUGAGUUUCUGACAAUUACUUCCAAAGGUUUAUUUGUAUUCAUCUAACGUAGCGCUACGCCCUUGGUUCGUUUGCUCAAACGGUUAACUGCUAUGUACCCUGUUUUCCUUCCUGCUGUGUGUAAACUCUUCGUUU